AGGAUCAGACUUCAGUAACUGGGUUAUUUAGCAGCAAUUACAGGGAUGCAAGAUGCCUCAAAGAAGCUUACAGAGUCUCUCCAUGAAGUAUAUGAGCCAGACUGGUACGGACGUGAAGAUGUGAAAAUGAUUGGAGAGAAAUGUGAUGAACUUUGGGAAGACUUCCAUCAAAAACUGGUGGAUGGGUCGUUGUUGACCUUGGACACAUAUCUAGGCCAAUUUCCUGAUAUCAAAACUCGCAUUGCAAAACGAAGCCGAAAGCUGGUGGACUACGACAGUGCGAGGCAUCAUCUAGAAGCUCUGCAGAGCUCAAAAAGGAAAGAUGAAGGCAGAAUUACCAAGGCAGAAGAAGAAUUUCAAAAAGCACAGAAAGUGUUUGAAGAGUUUAACACUGACUUACAAGAAGAGUUGCCAUCUCUGUGGUCACAACGAGUUGGCUUCUAUGUGAACCCCUUCAAAAAUGUAUCCAGUCUCGAAGCCAAGUUUCACAAGGAAAUAUCUUUACUAUGUCACAAACUAUAUGAAGUGAUGACCAAGCUGGGGGAUCAGCAUGCAGACAAAGCCUUCACCAUUCAAGGGGCACCAAGUGAUUCAGGUCCACUCCGCUUUGCAAAAACACCAUCACCACCAGAGGAGGCCUCUCCCCUGCCGAGCCCUACUGCUAGUCCCAAUCAUAUGCUGGCUCCAGCAUCUCCAGCACCAGCCCGACCUAAGUCACCCACACAGCUGAGGAAAGGUCCGCCAGUCCCACCACUGCCUAAGCUCACACCCACGAAGGAGUUGCAACAGGAGAACAUCAUUAACUUAUUUGAUGACAACUUUGUCCCAGAAAUCAACGUGACAACCCCAUCACAGAAUGAAGUACCUGAAGCUAAGAAAGAAGAAUCUUUGCUAGAUUUUGACUUUGACCCUUUCAAGCCAGAAGCUGUAUCAACGGGAGUUACUCAUUCACCCAUGUCUCAGACAUUGCCAUGGGAUCUAUGGACGACAAGCAGCGAAUUGGUGCAGCCGCCUGAUUCUUCAAAAAGUCUUUCCCUGUGUAACCUGGUCAUGGAGGAAACCCCAAACAGUGGGUCAUCAGAAGAUAUUAACAGAUCUCAAACUGAUCUAGGUUCACUCAACUGGGGCCUAGAUGUUAGCACACCCAGUGUCAGCCAGGAAAUUACUGCAGGUGGUUCUUUGAUUUUCUCUGGGGCAGAGCAAACCUCAAGCGAAUCCACAGGUAUUCUGCCUGCUAGUGUUUGGCCUGCAGUAGGUGAGCAGGAGGAUGCUGCACCAGGGUCAGCUUCUGUAAACGAAAACCAGAGGACUUCACUGAAGGACCAGUUGGAUGCCAAAAAUAUCCUGUGGGAAGAUGUGGUGACCAAUCAGCCUUUAGAGAACAUAACCGGUUUUGAAACACCCAUCCUGGGAACUGAUAGCUUGUUGGAUGAACCCCUCCCAUGUGAUGUGCAAAAGGCAGAGGAAGAGCAGGAGGAAGACGAGUGGGCAGGUGUCAAGCCAAGUGAAAAGGUAGAGACCGGAGCUAAGUACAAGGAGGUAGAAGGUACAGAGGAACUGGAAGAGCAAGGUUGUGCAACAAAAGGAAACAGUGAGGCAGAACUUCAUGAGGGUUUAACAAAAUCAGAUCUUGACAUUUUAGUCAGCGCAGAGGUAGAAAAUAUACAUGAGUUUGAAGAUAAUGAUGGGGAUACCUGGAAAGGUAAUGGUGCUGACUUAGAAAAUCCUAGAGAAGAAGAGUUCAAACAGGUCAAUGUCAUUGAGGAAACAGAUGGAGAAAUACCAUUGUUGACCACAGGGCUGGAAAGUGGGGACAAAACAGUAGUGUACAACUGUAAAACUGUAGAAAGCACUGGCACUGAACAUGAGAGAGUCCUUGGUAUCUGGGGUCGGGACCAUGAAAGGACAUUUGAGGAUGCCUUAGACCAAACUGACAGUGGUACUGGAGAGAGUGCACCCAUGGAGUGUAUAAAUGUGAGAGCAUGUGUUGACCUAGAGGUAACUGACCACACAGGAAAAGACCCUACAGAUACUGGAAGCAGUCUGUGUGAUGCUGAAUUAUUCAGUGCAGAAGAGUCUGGUAAAGGAACAGAAGACAAUAGCAUCAGCCUCCUCCCAAAUAGUAGUGCUGGUGCUGAAGGCCAAGCUACUGCUGAAACACAGUGGGCAUUGCUGCCUGAGACAGCCGAUGCUGCUGGCACAAGCUGCAGUAAUCCUUGCCUAGGUAAUGCAGAAGACCAAGUGACAGGUAGGGCAGCAGCAGCAGUCACUGAAGAGCAUCCUAGUAGUAGUAGUGGUGUUCCUGAAGCCUUGGAAACAGACCCCUGGCUGGCAAACUGGGAUCCAACAGUUACUAAUGAUUCCUGGGGUUUUCCUAAUCUGUCAGAUAGCCAAGCUAAUGGACUGGAUAACUGGCCCUUUUUCCCCAAGCAGCAAGACUCAGAGGAAGGUAAUAUGGAAAAUGUUUGGUUAGGCAUUAGUAAUAAAUGGUCUACACAAGACUUAGGCGCUACUGAUAACAAAUGGGGAGAAGUAGGUGCAAACACAAGCAAUAUAAUUCAGGAGACACCAGUAAAACAAGGCAUACCUGGGGAGCAGGCAGGCAUUAGCAAUCCUGGACUGAGCAAGGAGAUAGCUAGACCCUUGGUUCUAUUUCAAAUGGGAAAUUCCAGAAAUGCUAGCACCGAGAGUUCAACUAGUCCUAAAGACAAUGAGACCAACAACUCAGAUUUAUCUGAAGAUGAAAUUGCUAACCGGAGAUAUGGAUUGUUGUACCAGGAAAUUGAGGCUGAUAAAGAAGAG
Acanthisitta chloris (rifleman) is the source of this 2802-nucleotide messenger RNA. Its product is annotated as amphiphysin-like. Gene Ontology annotation, biological process: synaptic vesicle endocytosis. The record is from RefSeq and is a predicted model, not a curated record. NCBI's taxonomy places the organism in Eukaryota, Metazoa, Chordata, Aves, Passeriformes, Acanthisittidae. Gene Ontology annotation, cellular component: cytoplasm; plasma membrane; synaptic vesicle. The annotation marks the transcript as partial. The transcript is spliced from 13 exons. Gene Ontology annotation, molecular function: protein binding; phospholipid binding.